AUGAUACGAUCGAGUUUAAAUUUGAUGGUUUUGCUUAUAACGUGGAUAACAAUUUUUUUUCUGACGUCUUUGGUAUCAGGUUUAGGAAUUUUUACACAUAAUGAAACGAAUCCAUUCGAAACAGAGCCAUGGAUAUGGAAUUACGUGAAAUAUUUAGAUGGAACAGUGGUUAUUCGAAUUAUUAAUUUGGAUCCUAAUAAAACGCAGGUUAUUGGAGAAGCGUGGACAAGACCGGUGCUAUCUUUACGCAUUAUUCAUUCGAAUGGAACAGUCAGUGAAAUAGACAAAGACCUAGAAAUUCCAGAAUUUAACUGGCACAUUACUACAAGUCCUAAUGGUGAUACCCUGGACCGUGUAAAUAUAUAUGCGCUUCAAAAGGGCUACUUACUUAUUACAUACUUUAAUGCUUACGAUAUUAAUACUUAUGAAGAAGGGGGACGUAUUAUCAAUUGGAAUGGCACUUUAUAUGAUAAAGUAAAUUUCCCGAAGACUUCCAUCGAAAAUGGUACAUGGAACCCAUCAGUAAUAGUAACUAACGUUGAUCCAAAAAAGGAAGCUUAUGUCGUGCCUAAUGUUGACGGGGGUUAUAGCAUAAUUAUGGGAAAUUACACCGACUCCUCUAAUUUUGGUAACAACAAUCCUUUGGAAAUUCGUGCCGCGGUAUAUGCUUUAACAAAAAGAUAUGAUGAUAAGCAGUUUAGUGCACCAAAAAUGCUUUACCAAUUACCCUUAGAUAAUAUUACAAUAUCUAGAAUAGCUGCUGGUAUUUCAAGUACUGGGAUUGGACAAGUUUGUAUACUCACCAUCAGACAGAACAAUGUUGAUUAUUAUGUAAAACUUAAUUUCUUAUCAUCUGGCUCUAUUACGGAAAUCGUCCCAUUAAACAUAACCGUACCCGAAUUACCAAAAAAUGUCACUACAGGAUGGACAAUAGAAAGUAUUCCUUAUGGUGGUUAUGUAUACUAUUGUCGUUUUCUUAAUGAGGACAAUCGUACCAAUGUUUAUGGAUAUUAUUUUAACGAAAUCGAAAAUAAUUUUAUGGAAUGGGAUUUUCCAGAACCAUCAGUUUUCAAUGUGUUGAUAAUUCUGCCUAAUAAUACAAUGUUAAUAUCACAACUAGAAGAUCUUAAUGCGUGGAGUUUUAAUACCACUGAUAUUCCUAAAUUCACGGAUAAAGAUAAUGAUUAUUCAAAUUUUCAAGUAAAAUCUUCAAAUCCCUCAAUAAAUGCUAAUAUUCCAACUUCAACGGAUAUGAGUAAUAUUACAAUCACAUAUUAUGAACCAGUAGAACGUUCUUACGGGAAUAUUUCGAUCUAUCAAAUUGAUAAAAAUGGCAAUAACAUUAUUCGACAAUUUGUUAAUGGUGUCAAUAGCUUUUGUUCCAUUUCUGAUAAUGGAUUAACUGUAACUGUAAAAGUUAUCAAAAGUACUUUUAGUAAUCCUAAUAGCCAAUUUUAUGUUAAAGUUGACAAUGAUUUUGUAAGAAGCAAAGCAUACAGGGAAUCUUUAAAGGGCAUAUAUAAUAUUUGGAAAUUCAAUACAAGUUCAAAUAAAGAAACUUUUGCAGACAAAGUAUAUGGAGUGCUACGUUUAACUAAAGAAGGUACUGAAUACUACGAAAAUCUUAAUCCAACUGGAAAAAAUAAAUUCUUUACGGAUCUACGUCUUGAAUUAUCUGAAAUUAUUCCUAUCAACAACAUUAAGCGACUAAGUUCAAAUGGGAAAUCUCAAGUUGAUACUGUUAGUCACCAAACGUUGAUUUCACUUAAUAUUGAAUCAUCCAGUGAAGAAAGAAGUGUAGCAUCUAUUGUAGACGAUUUAAAUGAUAUGAUUGUAUAUAAAAACAUGACUUCCAUUGGUUUGAAACCUACCACAAAGUAUUUAGAUGGAGAUUAUGGAUUUAAACCUAAUCAAAACUUAUGGGAUAAAUACAAGUGGAAAUUUUUGGGUGUUAUAUUAAUACUUGCAAUUCUAGUGGUUCUUUUUUUAAUAGCACAAAAAAUGGAAAGUAAGGGCCGUAACAUUGCUGUUUUACAACUUGGAUUAAUUAUCUUUGAUUUUGUAAUGGAUGUCCUUUUUGUCAGCAAGAAUGGUAAAGUGAUUAAAGAACUAUAUAUUCCAAGUGUCUUAUUCGUGACUAUUCCAAUUGGUAUCAACGCUAUUUGGGCAUUUUAUAUUAUCAGUGAUGAAAACAAAUCCAAGAAUUUCUUGAAUUGGUUCACUCAACAUGAAAAGGCGGCGUCAAUAUUUACAAUUUUAUCAAGUGCUGAUAUUGAAACAUUAAGGAUCCUCUAUUCAAAUUUGGCUGGAUUUAAAUUUUUCCAAGCCCCAAUUUCAACUAAAGGAAAAAAUAGAAUCUUUUGGGCUUCUUGUAUAACCAUUUUUAUUGAAGAUAUACCGCAAGUGAUCAUUCAGUUAGUAUACCAUUUUAGUGUGGUUACAUAUGACGACAUAAUUCCUAUUCUUGCACUUGCCUCUUCAUGUCUUAACCUGUUAACAAAUUUUAUUGGCAGAUUAUUUCAAGCAAUAAAUAAUUGUCGACAUGGAACUUUAGAAUAUGAAAAUACACAGAAUCGAGAAGAUUUUCAGAAAUCAGAUACUGAAAGAAAUUUCACUUCAGACAAAUCAAUAUCACAUUCAAUUGAUCGUGAUCCCAGCAAUCGAUAUGACACUAAUGAUUCAUUGGAUGGGUUUCAAGAAAUUAUGGAAAAUAAUGAACAUAGUUGA
Messenger RNA from Diversispora eburnea, 2727 nucleotides. Lineage: Eukaryota; Fungi; Glomeromycota; Glomeromycetes; Diversisporales; Diversisporaceae. The record is from the annotation of a GenBank genome assembly.